CGGCAAAGGCUUGCGCUUGCGCAGACAACUUUAUAACGCGGAGAUGUUGGGUCAAGCGUCGGUACUGUGUGACAGCGGCAUUGGGACUUGAUAAUCGGAACUGUCCCGGCUCGUUCGGGACAGUGGGCAAGCGGAGCAAACUGCGUGCUGUGACGUUUCGGCGCAGGAAAGCCUCCGGUCUUUGCUGUACCUGCGUGACAUCAUCUAUCUGUGACUGUAUCCGAGACUCGCUGGGAGAGUGAUUUGUACGGAGGCAGCCCUGCUCAGACUCGCCUAUACAUGCUGUGUGCGCGUUGCCGGGCUGUGAAUACCGAGCGACACCAUUGCUCUAAACUGUGACAUUACCGUGAGGCGUCAGGCCUGCGCCCACCCGCCAUGGAUGAGGGGGAGUCUCAGGACAUCGGCUUCCUGGGGGAUCUGUCGGUGGGGAUGGACACUUUCAUCCACCGCAUUGACUCCACCGAGGUCAUCUACCAGCCCCGCCGCAAGCGUGCCAAACUAGUUGGCAAGUAUUUAAUGGGGGACCUGCUAGGGGAAGGCUCCUACGGCAAAGUGAAAGAGAUGUUGGACUCUGACACCCUGUGCAGACGGGCUGUAAAAAUUCUCAAGAAGAAGAAGCUGCGAAGGAUCCCCAAUGGAGAGGCCAACGUCAAGAAGGAGAUCCAGCUACUACGGCGACUCCGACAUCGAAAUGUGAUUCAGCUGGUGGAUGUGUUGUACAAUGAGGAAAAGCAAAAGAUGUAUAUGGUUAUGGAGUAUUGUGUGUGUGGGAUGCAGGAGAUGUUAGACAGUGUGCAAGAAAAACGAUUCCCUAUUUUUCAGGCCCAUGGUUACUUUUGCCAACUUGUUGACGGUUUGGAGUAUCUUCACAGUCAGGGCAUUGUCCACAAAGACAUCAAACCUGGGAACUUGCUGCUCACAACUGAUGGGACGCUUAAAAUCUCCGAUCUAGGAGUGGCGGAGGCCUUACACCCAUUUGCUGAGGGUGACACAUGCAGAACGAGCCAGGGGUCCCCAGCUUUCCAGCCUCCCGAGAUUGCUAAUGGCCUGGACACCUUCUCAGGGUUUAAAGUGGACAUCUGGUCAGCAGGUGUUACCUUGUAUAAUAUCACCACUGGUUUGUACCCUUUUGAGGGGGACAAUAUAUACAAACUAUUUGAGAACAUUGGUAAAGGCGAUUACACAAUACCAGAUGAUUGUGGGCCUCUCCUUUCUGAUCUCCUAAAAGGGAUGUUGGAAUACGACCCAAACAAGAGGUUCUCGAUACAACAGAUCCGUCGGCAUAACUGGUUCCGAAAGAAGCACCCCCAAAUGGACCCUAUGGUACCCAUCCCCCCUAGCCCAGAAACCAAGGACCACUGGAGAAGUCUGACGGUUGUGCCUUAUCUUGAAGAUCUGCACGGGUACAGUGAGGAUGAGGAUCUUUGUGACUUGGAGGAUGAAAUCAUUUAUACACAGGACUUCACAGUACCAGGACAGGUGCCUGAGGAAGAUUUGUUUGCACAGACACAGAGCAGCGUACCCUCCAAGCAACUGUGUAUGAAUGGCACAGAAAACCAACUCAAGGUUGAGAGGAGGGUCAGUUCUGCAUCACAGCGCAAGGCCAGCACAUCGGGCAUUAAAGUGCGCAAACUAUCAGCCUGCAAACAACAAUGACCAGGAGGACCACUUUGCAAGUGCACAUCUCCUGAAGACUCAAGCCCCUCUCAAUACAAAAAAAGCUAUUCCGUUCCUCAAAAGAAACAUCCAGAAUGCUGCAGCAGAGGUAUCUGCCCAUUCAUGCUGCUCCUUCAACCCUGCCUCAUCAUGAUCCUCACACACGUCUCUGGACCUCUAGGACAUGCUCGGUGUCCAGCAUCUGCUGCACUUUAUGACUUGAACUUGUCCCCUGCCCCACCUUGUUCAUCUGGCUGUAUACCACAUGUAUUAAACAUAGAAGAGGUGGGGGUCCUGCCAGAAGCCCUACCUGAUCCCUUGGUCACACUGAAAUGCAGCUGGGGACUACUGGACUUCUCCCACCAAACCCACCUCUUGCUUGUGUGUUUGGGGGUAAAGGAGCCAUGUGUUCACUAUCACAGGUUUUUGUUUUCUUUUUCCUUAGUGAUUAAAUGUUUAUUUGGUUUCCA
Messenger RNA from Spea bombifrons (plains spadefoot toad), 2126 nucleotides. It is a transcript of the gene STK11, whose product is annotated as serine/threonine kinase 11. The transcript is spliced from 10 exons. The record is from RefSeq and is a predicted model, not a curated record. Gene Ontology annotation, molecular function: ATP binding; protein serine/threonine kinase activity; protein kinase activator activity. Gene Ontology annotation, biological process: protein phosphorylation; establishment of cell polarity; regulation of cell growth. NCBI's taxonomy places the organism in Eukaryota, Metazoa, Chordata, Amphibia, Anura, Pelobatidae. Gene Ontology annotation, cellular component: cytoplasm. Bases 376 to 1656 code for a protein of 426 amino acids.